This is a messenger RNA of Gavialis gangeticus (Gharial), 570 nucleotides long. RefSeq names its product complexin-3-like. The record is from RefSeq and is a predicted model, not a curated record. Bases 154 to 570 code for a protein of 138 amino acids. Gene Ontology annotation, biological process: regulation of neurotransmitter secretion; neurotransmitter transport; synaptic vesicle exocytosis. Gene Ontology annotation, cellular component: SNARE complex; terminal bouton. NCBI's taxonomy places the organism in Eukaryota, Metazoa, Chordata, Crocodylia, Gavialidae. The transcript has 3 exons. Gene Ontology annotation, molecular function: syntaxin binding.
CCUACAGUGGUGCCUCCCCAUGCUCUAGGCUCGUGGCUGGGGGGUUGGGUCCUGGCACCCAAGUUCUGUUUCUGUUGCUUGGACAGCACUAGCUACUGUCACCGCUUCCUCUGCUCCGGCCUCUGCUCACAGCCUCCAGCCCGUUUUCCAUUCAUGGAGUCUGCGGUAAAAUCGGCUUUCAGAGUCCCAGUGAAACAGCUUUUCUCCUGCAUCUCUGCUGACCUCAAGGACAAGGAUUUCCAGACCCAAGGAGGCUUCACAAAGGGCCCAGGAGAACACCACAACCCGAAGGCCCAGGAGAAAAGCGAGCGGGACGCCUUCUACGCUCAGAAGAAAGCCGAGCGUGCAGCCAUGAGGGCCCAGCUCCGGGAGAAAUACCGGCUGCCCGAGAACGAGGCAGACAUGCAGCAGCUGCGGGCAGCUGGCGCAAAGGUGCCAGCGGGUCGGGCCCUCGCAGCACUGGUGAGGCCCUUUGCCGGGUUGGCAGCCCUGGACCCCGGCUCGUGGAAGAACGGAGGCGAGAGCCCAGCGCAGGCCCCACGGCUGUGCCGGCAGCGCCUGCUCGUGUGA